Molecule: messenger RNA, 3248 nt
Organism: Cephus cinctus (wheat stem sawfly)
Lineage: Eukaryota; Metazoa; Arthropoda; Insecta; Hymenoptera; Cephidae
Exons: 7
Coding region: 377-2683 (768 amino acids)
Source: RefSeq, a predicted model, not a curated record
UUUGAACGUCGAACAUUUCUAACUCGUGGUAUAUAAAGAAAAGCAAAGAAAAUCAUUUUUCUAUGUACAUCGACAAUACCUAAGGUUAUAUUUGUUGCAUGCGGUGUAAGUUUUGCGUUUAAGCUAGAUCAACGCUUCAAUGAUUCGUCAGGUUGAACCUCGUGCAAAUGAUAUUACAUGGUCCGCGGAAAUUUCUCUAUUGUUUCAGCGACAUAUAUAACUCCGCAGCUGCGCAGGUGUAUUCUCAGUCUUCUUACUAGAAUCCUUGGAAAGCCAGUCACGCCUGGUCACUCUAAGAGAAAGAGUGAAGUCCGUUUUAACGUCUUCACCGGUUUCACUAAUACCAGCAAGCUACGUCGCUGAGAACAAGAAUGCAAUGGGUGAAGGAAGACGAGAUCGUUCAAGCAAAAGACAGAGGUCGUCCUUUGGAAUUGGAAAAUCUUCAUCGGACUCGGACUUGCCCCGUGGGAAAAGCAAAGGACGAAAUCGGGGAAAGAGCAGAAACAAGAUCAAGGAAAAAUGGCAUCUACCAGAAAAUCUAACAGUCGACCAGUUGGCACGUCAUCGUCGUCGACGUGUACAGAAUCAUCCGAAAGACAAUUUGGCUCUGUGUAAACCAGAGGAUGUCAUUAAGAAUCUCAUUACGGAAUAUCAAAAAUCAUUUCGCGCCAAAAAUAUUGAAUCGCUUCAGGAUAACAGUCAACCGAUCGGAUGCGCCCAUCCGGAAGACCUUCUACACUUGGAAGGUCUCUUCGAGAACACUGUCUCUUCUUAUUACCAAGAUUUUCCAGAAUACAAGGACAUUGAGAUCCCAGUCAGGAGUAAAGGACCCGCGUCCAAUCUUCAGAUAGCCGAUGGCGAAAAAGCUAUGGAGACCGAAACAGAAAGCUCGAGAUUCAUCCCUUAUUCGAAUUUGGCCAAUGCCCGUCCACCACUUAUGCGAAGGGGUACCAGUCUGAGACACGAGGGUGACUUUUGCACAAAUACAGAAUAUUCCUGUUAUGUUCCUCACGAGGGGCAUCGUCGGGCUGAACUAGCUCGCAGACCAACAUCCCUGAAAAUGGAAGGUGAUAUGGAUACCAUGACUGAAAAGUGCGAAAAGUUCAUCGAGUGGCUCAACGUCAGUCGACCCGAACUAAUGCGCAUUCCCACGCAUCUCAAACUGGAAGGUGAAUUUGAGACCCUGACUGAGAAUCACGAUAAGUACGUUCCGUUCGUCGGUGCCAGGAGGCCGGAAUUGCUGAGACAGGGUGCCAAUAUCAGGAUGGAGGGAGAGUCCAGAUACGCUCCUGAAUACAAAGACGUUUUUCGAGAACACGAUGUUAGGGAGAGGCAAUUGCCCAGAAAGCCCGAGACGCAUCUGAAGCCUGGAGGUGACUUUCAUCGCGUGACGGAGACAUCGGAAAUGUUUGUCGAUCCGCGUGUCAAGGAAAUGAGAUUAAUGGCGGAGCUAGAGAAGGACAUAGCUGCUGAGGAACAGAAGAAGCAGGAGGGAGAGGCCAAGAGAAAAAAGAAGGAAGACGAGAUGAAGGUGCUUGUAUCAAAAUUAGAAGAUUUAAAAUCGCCACCUUUAGAAGUGCCAGAAUAUCGAGAUGCUUACAAGGACUUCCCAAGAGAACGACCCAGGCUGAUAAAACCGGAAGAUGAAAUUGGUCGAGCCGACGGCUCGAAAUUGUCCCCUUUAUCUACUCAUUCAAAGUUUUCAUCAAAGAUCGAUAUGGAUCCUGAAUACAAAUCAAAAUAUAUUGAUUUUUCUAAGGAACGUCCGAUAUAUAGAAAGCCACCAAUGGCUUUAAGACCCGGUCUAGCUUCCAGUAGAUCAAGUGCGAGCUUUGAUAGAGCCGCGCACAGGGUCGAUAACGAACACACCAGUGAGGUCAGAUCUCAAUAUGUUUCAUAUGGUCAAAUUCCAAGAACGGAAAGUGUGAAAAUGCCAGCAAAUUUGAGAUUAGAAGGAAGCUUGGAUCUGCAGCCUGAAUACAGAAACGCUUACUGCACCAAACAGGAAGCUGCGUCUUACGAUGCUCCGAGGAUGCAUCGUGGCAGAGAUCGUAGCUUAAGUGCUUCCAGGAAACGAGAUAAUUAUUGGAUAAGCAAUAACAAUGGAAAUCAAUUUGGGGCUAUAAAUGCUACUCAGGACCAAGAUGCCUUUCAGGUAUUGAAUACCAAAGUUCAUGAGGGAAGCGUGGUAGGGAAGCCACCAACUGGUACCAGAAGAGGAUCAAAAUCAUCUAAGACGCAAGUGCAACGGUCAUCGCAUCUUGACACUGCAGAUCGUCCUGGUGUGAGAAAUCGUUCACCCAGUCCAACCUAUAGACUUCACGUCUGCAAUGUGGAUGACGAACCUCGUGGUUUUGGUCGACGACAACCAUCUCCAGGACCAAUCGUGAGGCCUCCUUCACCUCAUGGACUAACUAAUCCAUCCAAAGAAGAUUUUCAAAGAGUUUACUCUCCCAGCUUCGGUAGAAAUCCUGAGCAGAAUGUCGAUGGACAAUCUUUUGUCGUCCUCGACAAUGCUGCACCUAACAAUUCUGCCAUGAGCUAUAUAAAUGAGGCUCGCAGAAGACGAACUGACAGGAACUGUAAUGUUGAUAGUCAGAAUCCAAUGCCAAGGGGACGUCCUAGAAAUAGGUCACCACCUAAUUGGAUGCCACCUUGGUACGAUAAUGCUAAUACUAUUUGAUAAGAAUUUUAAAUUAAAAUCAUUCCACUAGGGUAAAACUGAGAUUUAGUUUCUUGAUUUGCCAAAAAAUUCCAAGAUCCACUCUAAACUAACGCAAUUAUUCUUUACUCGGUAAUUGUCUAACUUCCAUUCUCAAAUGAUAAAUAUCCGUUUUUGGUAGAAGGUAUGAAUUAAAAGUUACAUUUUCUUGUCGAAUGAACAAAGUCUACCAGCAAAUAUUUAAGUUUACGUGCUACUCAGGUAAUAAUCUCUGAUUCCCAAAUAUAUUUAUUACUGCCAAUUGAUUUAAUAAUAACUAUAUAUAUGAUGCUUAAAAAUAUUCAUGGUUGUCAUGAAAAUUGCCGACACGCCAUUCACGAAGAUUGAUUAUUUCCAAAUAGCGGAAAUAAGGCAAUAUACUUAAGAUUGAAUGACUUGCGUAUCCAAAUGCCUUAGACUCAGAGUAUCAGUAUCCGAUACAAAUAUAGUAAAUAGUCGUUUGUAGAUUGCAUAAAGUUAACAACGAGAAAUAUCGUUGUAUAUAAAACCGCUUUUGUAAAGUAUAUUUCUAGAAUAAAGAAUUGAU